AUGGAAGCACAAACAGUUGCUAAAAUUGUCACCAAUGAAGUAAUCUGCAGAUUCGGGUGUCCUGUAACUAUACAUUCAGAUCAAGGGAGACAGUACGAGAGUUUUCUUUUUGCCGAGGUAUGCAAGCUUCUUCAGAUCCGGAAGACACGAACAACAUCAUAUCAUCCGCAGUCUGAUGGUAUGGUGGAACGUUUCAACAAAACACUGGCCACCAUGCUAAGUGCCUAUGUGGAUGAAAACCAUCGGGACUGGGAUGAAAGCCUUCCAUACGUGAUGAUGGCCUACAGAGCGUCUCAGCAUGAAUCCACUGGCUAUAGUCCAAACAUGCUCAUGUUAGGUAGGGAGGUCACGACCCCUCUAGAAAUCAUGUUUGAUAUGCCAUCCUCUUGGAAAGAAGUACCUAGGAAUGAAUGGGUAUGGAUCUUAAAAGAUCGGAUGGAAAGAGCACAUGCUUUGGUCAGACGCCAUGCAGAGGGCGCAAUGUUUAGACAGAAACAUUAUCACGAUAUGAAAAUGUCGUAUGAGAAAUUCAAAGAAGGGGAUAAAGUGGUGACUGAAGUCUGGUCAGUCGGCAGACAGCAGUACUCAAUUUACUGCAUUCCUACAAUCCAACUGAAAUUACGGGUAUUCAGAAUCGGCCUUCGAACAGUUGAUGAGACAGUGGUUGAUGCUGGAUAUAUGACUUUUCCUCAGCCCAUCAUUACCUGCUGGAGUGCUGGUAGAGGCUGA
Molecule: messenger RNA, 729 nt
Organism: Ostrea edulis (European flat oyster)
Lineage: Eukaryota; Metazoa; Mollusca; Bivalvia; Ostreida; Ostreidae
Exons: 3
Coding region: 1-729 (242 amino acids)
Biological process (GO): DNA integration
Molecular function (GO): nucleic acid binding
Source: RefSeq, a predicted model, not a curated record